Messenger RNA from Hyaena hyaena (striped hyena), 2394 nucleotides. It is a transcript of the gene TARS2, whose product is annotated as threonyl-tRNA synthetase 2, mitochondrial. Gene Ontology annotation, cellular component: cytoplasm; mitochondrion. NCBI's taxonomy places the organism in Eukaryota, Metazoa, Chordata, Mammalia, Carnivora, Hyaenidae. The coding region runs from base 24 to 2177 and encodes 717 amino acids. The record is from RefSeq and is a predicted model, not a curated record. Gene Ontology annotation, molecular function: ATP binding; threonine-tRNA ligase activity. Gene Ontology annotation, biological process: threonyl-tRNA aminoacylation. The transcript has 18 exons.
UGCAGGCCGGGGUUUGAAGGAGCAUGGGGUUGUUUCAGAGGUGGCGGCGGCUUUGGCUUUCGGGCCUACAAACCUGCGGGCUGCACACGGCAGCUGUGCCAGCCCCUCCACAGUGGUUGACGGAGCGUCUAGGCCUUUUUGAGGAGCUAUGGACGGCUCAAGUAAAGAGGUUAGCAAGCCUGACACAGAAGGAGCACCGAACUAUUAAGGUGUCACUUCCUGGAGGCCAGACAGUGGACGCUGUGGCAUGGAGCACAACCCCUUACCACCUAGCCCAGCAGAUCAGUUCAACACUGGCAGAUACUGCAGUGGCUGCUCAGGUGAAUGGAGAACUUUAUGAUUUGGAGCGGCCUUUGGAGACAGAUUCUGACCUCAGAUUUCUGACAUUCAGUUCUGCAGAGGGCAAAGCAGUGUUCUGGCACUCCAGCACCCACGUCCUGGGCGCAGCGGCUGAGCAGCUCCUCGGCGCUGUCCUCUGCCGAGGUCCCAGUACAGAAUGUGGCUUCUACCACGAUUUCUUCCUGGGAAAGGAGCGGACAGUCCGGAGCUCAGAGCUGCCUGCUUUGGAGAGGAUUUGCCAGGAACUUGCAGCUGCUGCUCAGCCCUUCCGGAGGCUAGAGGCUUCCCAGGAUCAGCUUCGCCAGCUCUUCAAGGAUAACCCCUUUAAGCUUCGCCUGAUUGAGGAGAAAGUGACAGGUCCAACAGCGACAGUAUAUGGGUGUGGGAUGCUGGUGGACCUUUGCCGGGGCCCUCACCUUCGGCACACUGGACAGAUUGGAGGACUGAAGCUGCUGACGAACUCGUCGUCCCUGUGGAGGUCUUCGGGCGCCCCAGAGCCAGUGCAGCGAGUGUCAGGCAUCUCCUUCCCCACGAUGGAGGAGCUGAGGGCCUGGGAAGAGUGGAGGGAGGAGGCGGAGUUACGGGACCACCGGCGCAUUGGGAAGGCACAGGAGCUUUUCUUCUUCCACGAGCUGAGCCCCGGGAGCUGCUUCUUCCUGCCUCGAGGGACAAGGGUGUAUAAUGCGCUGGUGGCCUUCAUCAGGGCUGAGUACACCCGCCGGGGCUUCUCAGAAGUGAAAACCCCCACACUGUUCUCUACGAAACUCUGGGAGCUGUCAGGGCACUGGGAGCAUUAUCAGGAGGACAUGUUUGCCCUGCGGCCCCCGGACUCGGACAGGCUCACCCCCUCCCCGAGUGACCACGCCACCAGCCCUGCAGACAUGCUCGCCCUGAAGCCCAUGAACUGCCCUGCGCACUGCCUGAUGUUCGCUCACCGGCCCAGAUCCUGGCGAGAGCUGCCCCUGCGACUGGCGGACUUCGGGGCCCUGCACCGGGCCGAGGCCUCUGGCAGCCUGGGGGGGCUGACCCGGCUGCGUUGCUUCCGGCAGGACGACGCGCACAUCUUCUGUGCCCCAGAUCAGCUUGAAACAGAGAUACGAGGCUGUCUUGAUUUCCUUCACUCUGUCUACACCGUCCUUGGCUUCUCCUUCCGCCUAGCACUGUCCACCCGGCCAUCUGGCUUCCUGGGAGAGCCUUGCCUUUGGGACCAGGCUGAGCAGGUCCUUCAGCGGGCUCUGGAAGAGUUCGGAGAACCCUGGGACCUCAACCCUGGAGAUGGUGCCUUCUAUGGGCCAAAGAUUGACGUGCACCUCCACGAUGCCCUGGGGCGGCCCCAUCAGUGCGGGACAAUCCAACUGGACUUCCAGCUGCCCCUGAGAUUUGACCUCCAGUACAAGGGGCCGGUGGGGUCCCCGGAGCGCCCCGUCCUCAUUCACCGAGCAGUGCUAGGUUCUGUGGAAAGGAUGCUGGGCGUACUGGCGGAAAGCUGCGGGGGAAAAUGGCCACUGUGGCUGUCGCCAUUCCAGGUGGUGGUCAUCCCUGUGGGCACUGAGCAUGAGGACUACGCCCGGGAGGUCCAGGAGAGGCUGCAGGCUGCAGGGCUGGUGUGCGACCUGGACGCCGACUCGGGACUGACACUCAGCCGGAGAGUCCGCCGUGCUCAGCUCGCCCACUACAAUUUUCAGUUCGUGGUUGGCCAGAAAGAGCAGAGUAAGGGAACGGUGAACAUCCGGACCCGAGAGAACCGCCAGCUCGGGGAGCGGAACAUGACCGAGGCUGUGCAGCGGCUGCUGGAGCUCCAGAGCGCCAGGGUCCCGGAUGCCGAACAGGUGUUCUGAUCCACUGGGUGCAGAUGCAGUGACCUACGGCGCCGCCAGCCUCCCUUCGUGAGGGAGGGCCUCACCUGGCUGCCAGCAGCUGGAGGCCCCCUGGCCCCUCCGAACGGGUGUGGGAGCAUGAGUUUGCCCUCCUGCGAACAGAUGUGAUCUGGGGGAAGCCAGGCUGUCUGGGUGUGAGGAGAGUGAAACAACAAAGAAUAAACUUGAAGCUCCUGGG